Molecule: messenger RNA, 850 nt
Organism: Frankliniella occidentalis (western flower thrips)
Lineage: Eukaryota; Metazoa; Arthropoda; Insecta; Thysanoptera; Thripidae
Exons: 2
Coding region: 187-729 (180 amino acids)
Source: RefSeq, a predicted model, not a curated record
GCAGACGACCCAUGCUAUGGUGGUUUGUAAACAAGUAAACAAGUCUUGCUCAAAAUUGGUCGCUUAUGGCCUCCUGGUCUUGUUGCUUUGAGCCCUUCUCCCAGUUUCUAUUCAUUUAAAAUUUUUGAACUAUUCACUUGGGUAUAACAAGUAAUUUUACUCUGGAGCUAUUUCGCUUUUGACAAAAUGGGAGACCAAUGGCAAAGAGGAGGUUAUGGGAACUCUUCUGGAGAAGAUUUUCUUUCCUUCGGUUCUGACAGUACUCCAAGCCCUUCGCACGGUAAUGCAUGGCAUCGAGGGCGUCGCCCACCACAUCAAAUGCAACGAAUCUCUGGGACUCAGAGAAGUCAUCAGUCAUUUAUGGAAAGAGAGGGACCUAAUCAGCCGUAUCGUGGCAGAGGUAGAUGGAAUAAUAGAGGAUCAAAUUUUAGAAACUCUCAUCAACCUUACCAACAACGUCGGGGAGGACCCUUUCCGGACGGUGGUUUUGGCCAGAGGGGCAACAGGCAUAAGGGUCCCAGAUUAGCUCCAAAUCAGUGUGAUAUUUCAGAUUAUUUCCACCCAUCAAUGGUAGAAGAUCCCUGGAGAGAACUCGAAUCAUUAUUCAAAGUUCCAGUUGGUGAUGGUGAAUCUUCUGAGUGUGGAUCUGCUAUGAACACUUUUACCAAUGAAGCUGACAAUUCUGAUCAAGAAUCUAAUCAUUCUGCUGACAGUGAGAGGGCAGAUUAAUCAGUUUUGUAAAUUCCAUUUAUGGAAUUACCGUGUCAAGUUAUAGCUACACAAUCUUUAUUUUUGUAAAUAAUCGAAUGGAGCUAGUGUAAAAAUAAUGUUUUAUUCUUUAUUCAUAUUA